Messenger RNA from Cladocopium goreaui, 3831 nucleotides. The record is from the annotation of a GenBank genome assembly. Lineage: Eukaryota; Dinophyceae; Suessiales; Symbiodiniaceae.
AUGAUUGCACAACGACUGCCCGAAUUGGUCGACGGUCUUCGCGAGAUCGUCGGUACCGACGGGGUUCUGGCCGCACAUUCCGAAUUGCUGGUCUACGAAUGCGAUGGGUUCGUCAUCGAUAAGAACUGCCCCGACGUGGUGGUUUUCCCCCGCAAUACCGAGCACGUUUCCCACAUCGUCAAGCUUUGCAACGAGCUCGAUGUGCCGUUCAUCCCUCGCGGAGCCGGCACCAGCCUGGCCGGCGGUUGCUUGCCCGUGGGCGGUGGGGUGAUGAUCGUCCUCACGCGGAUGAAGGAAAUCCAGGAGAUUCAUCUCGAGGACCGGUAUGCCAUCGUGCAGCCGGGCGUAGUCAACGUGUGGCUCACCCAGCGGCUCAAGGGCACAGGGUUUCAUUACGCUCCCGAUCCUUCGAGUCAGGGAGCCUGCACCAUCGGCGGCAAUGUGGCCACCAACUCUGGAGGCCCACACACGCUGAAGUACGGCGUCACGGUCAAUCAUGUUCUCGGCGUUGAGAUGGUGAUGGCCGAUGGCAGCAUCGUGCAGUUCGGCGGGCCUGCCGAAGACACACCCGGCUUGGACCUGGUGGGCGUGCUGGUCGGCAGCGAAGGCACCCUAGGGAUUGCCACCCGAGUUUGGGUUCGCCUGACACGCGACCCGCAGGGGUACCGCACGAUGUUGGGUAUCUUCGACUCGGUCGAUGACGCCACCAACGCGAUCAGCGAAAUCAUCGGGGCGGGCAUCAUUCCCGCUGCCCUGGAGAUGAUGGAUCAGGGAAUUGUGGUGGCUCUCGAAGAGGCCUUUCAUUUCGGGUUCCCGCUCGACGCCCAGGCGGUACUGCUCAUCGAAGUCGAUGGACUCGAGGCCGGGCUCGACGAGCAACGGGAUCGGAUCGUCGCCCUGUGUGAACAGUGCGGAGCCCGCGAGGUUCGCCAGGCGGCCUCGGCCAAAGAGCGGCAAUUAUUGUGGAAGUGCCGCAAGCAAGCCUUCGGCGCGGUGGGGCGAUUAAGUCCCAGUUACUGCACACAAGACGGCGUGGUGCCCCGGACCAAGUUGCCGCACCUGUUGCGCCGUAUCACUUCUAUUGGCGAAGAACACGGCAUUCGUAUCGUGAACGUCUUUCACGCUGGCGAUGGGAACGUGCACCCGAUUCUGCUAUUUGACGAGAGAAAUCAGGAACAGAUUCGCCAGGUUCUGGCCGCCAGCGAAAAGAUUCUGGAAGAGUGCAUCGAGUGCGGCGGGAGCGUGACGGGCGAACACGGGAUCGGGGUUGAAAAGCUCAACUUCAUGCCGCGACUCUUCACCGACAACGACCUCGACGUGAUGGAUCGUCUCCGAGUCGCCUUCAACCCUCGCGGCAAGCUUAGCCCCGGGAAGAUGCUCCCCACGGCCGGUGCUUGUUCGGUUGAACAAGAUGCGCUGGCAAGUCUGGUGGCUGGCUGUCAUGAAUCGGCCACUACGAUCUAUCCGUUGGGCGGUUGCACGGCACUCGAUUUCGGAAUUCCCGCGGCCGACGCAGGCCUGGGGCUCUCGCUCACCGGGCUAAACCGUGUGGUCGAUUACCCGAUCCGCGACAUGACGAUCACCGUCGAGGCGGGGAUCACCAUGAACGCUCUUGCGGAAACCCUCAACACCGGCGGCCAACGCUUGCCGAUCGAUGUACCUGCUUCCGAGCGGGCCACACUCGGCGGAGUAAUUGCCACCAACACCAGCGGACCGCGACGUUUCGGGUCGGGAACCAUUCGCGACUAUGUCAUCGGUAUCUCGGCCGUCGAUGGACGUGGCGUACCGUUCAAAGGUGGCGGUCGGGUCGUAAAAAAUGUGGCCGGAUAUGACUUCUGCAAGUUGCUGACCGGCUCGAUGGGCACAUUGGGCCUCAUCUCACAGGUCACCCUGAAGGUUCGCCCCAUUCCGCAAGAUGCGGCGUUCGUGGUUUGCCCGCUGAACGACUGGGAUCAAGUCCGCCGGCUGAUGAUGAACCUGACGACCACCAAGACAACCCCUUCGGCCGUCGAGAUUCUUCAAGGGCCUGCCUGGCAGGAAGACACUGCACUUUCGGCCGUGAAUCCCGGGUCGCUCGGACGCAUGGCGGUGGCCUUCGAGGGCACCGCGGUCGAAGUUGCCUGGCUUGUCGAACAACUGGAGUCCGAGUGGCGAGAUCUGGUAGUUACCUCACUGGCCCGAGUGCCUAUCGAUGAGAUACCGGGGCUCUGGUCUCGUUUGACCGAGUUCUCAGCCGGCGAUGGUGGUUCGCUGGUGGUGAAGUGCACCGGGUUGCCGAGCAAGACAGCUGGCUUAAUUGAGGCGCUGAUCGCAAUCGAUCCAACCGUGGACGUUCAAUCCCAUGCUGGAAAUGGUGUGGUCAUCGCCCGAUUUACUACGUCAAAAGACACCGCGGCCUGGACGCAGUUAAUCAAAGAGCGAAUCCAACCGGCUGCCGCGAGUGCCGGCGGGUAUGCAACCGUCAUUGGUGGCAACGCGGCCAAGGGCUUGCCGGUCGAUUGUGUUUGGGGCAAGGGGACGGUCGAAGGUCCGUUGAAGCUCAACCCGGGAGCGGGCAUCGACUAUCAACUGUUUCUUGACUGCGUGCACUGCGGUCUGUGCACGGCGUCGUGCCCCACGUAUGCCGAGUUGGGGAACGAGAACGAUAGCCCUCGAGGGCGAAUCUAUCUCAUGCGGGCGGUGACCGAUGGCCGGUUGGACCUCACGCCCGAGGUGCGACGUCAUCUGGAGUUAUGCCUCGAUUGCCGCAACUGCGAGACGGCUUGUCCUUCGGGAGUGCAAUACGGCAAGCUCAUCGAGCCGUUUCGCGUGGCCAUGGAGAACAUGCCGGGCGAGCCUACCAAGACGAACGAUUGGUUCCACCGCUGGAUCCUGUUUCGGCUAUUCCCCUAUCCCGGUCGAUUGCGGCUGGCGCUGGCUCCCGCCCGAAUUGCACAGCGGCUCGGUUUGAUGCGUUUGGCCGAGCGAAUGGGCCUUUUCAAAAUCUUGCCUCCCCGUCUGCGUCAAUUGGUGGCCAUGUUGCCGCCCCCUGUAGCGAGCGAGCCGGCGUUGCCGGAGUUUCUCCCAGCGAUCGGUACCAAGCGGGCGACAGUAGCCUUGUUCACCGGUUGUGUUGGCGACGCGAUGUUCCGCCCGACGAACUGGGCCACAGCCCGUGUGCUGCAGCAGAACGGCUGUGAUGUGAUCGUGCCCAAAGAACAGAAUUGCUGCGGGGCAAUCAACUUUCACGCCGGCUCGGCAGAACCAGCGAUGAAGAUGGCCGACGCCAACAUCGAGGCGUUCAAUCUGGAUAACAUCGACGCCGUGAUCGUGAACGUGGCCGGCUGCGGGGCGAUGCUCAAAGACUAUGGGCAUCACUGGCACGACGAGCGACAAGCCGCGCGAGAAGCAUUUGCCGCGAAAGUUCGCGACAUCAACGAGUUCCUCGACGAGCUGGGCAUCGUUGACCCGCCAGGAAAGAUCAGCAUGCGGGCCACCUAUCACGAUGCCUGCCAUUUGGCCCACGCCCAAAAAAUCCGCGAAGCCCCGCGGCGGCUGCUCUCGCGGAUUCCGGGCUUGGAACUCAGCGAAUUGCCCGAGAGCGAGAUGUGUUGCGGAGCUGCGGGGACGUACAACCUUACCGAGCCCGAGAUGGCCGGUCGGUUGGCCCAGCGGAAAAUGGCCAAUGUGAAAACCACUGGUGCGGAAGUGGUGGUGACUGCCAACGCGGGUUGUCUACUGCAAAUCGCCCGUGAGGCCCGAGCGCAAGGGUUGAAUCUGAGAGUGAUUCACCCGAUCGAUUUGCUCGACAUGAGCUACCGCAGAGCCGAGUUUCCUGGCUCGGCGUCAUAG